AUGGAUUCUGACAAGAACCAGACCCAGCUCAACCAGACUGUCAGUGAACAGACUGGCAACACGACGGACAAUGACAAGCCGAAUGCCAGGAAUGAGGCCGACGGUAAGCGUAAUGACCACCAGAUUCCUGGAAAUUACGCUCAAGUCAUGUCAGUGGCAAAACUCGGCUUGAAGAACCGGCGAUCUGGGGCUGAGCUUCAAAGGCGCCGAGCUACCAUUUCGAGAGAACUCGAAGAGACCAGGAAGCUUCUUGUUGAGCUUCGAAGCAGGCUGGAAGUAGCCCCAGAGUUUGACGAAGACGACCUGUCUGAAUAUAGACAGAUCUUGGAAGCUAGGGAGAGGGAUUUGGAGGCGAAAUCGACCCUGUCUGAGGCAGAGGAAGAUAAAGAUCAGGGAUAUGAAGAGCUUAUCUACGAGGAUUUCGAUGGUGAAGACUCUGGAGAUGAUGAAGACGAAGGAGUACCACUCGGACUGGAGGUGCCUUCCGAGAGCCUGCACGAAGAUCGCUGCAGUAGUGUCAAUGACAUCGGGGCAAGCGAGGAAACCAACUCAAACUUGAAUGCUAACUCGGAUGAGGGCAGUGACUCGGACACUGGGGCUAACCUGGUCAAGGGAAAGGGUGUCGAAGUUGGCCUUUCUCUGAACGGGGAAUGUUUCUAA
Messenger RNA from Fusarium falciforme, 660 nucleotides. RefSeq lists its product as hypothetical. The transcript has a single exon. The record is from RefSeq and is a predicted model, not a curated record. Bases 1 to 660 code for a protein of 219 amino acids. NCBI's taxonomy places the organism in Eukaryota, Fungi, Ascomycota, Sordariomycetes, Hypocreales, Nectriaceae.